AUGUUUUCGAUGAAUCCAGUCUGGCUGUAGAUAGGCGGGAUUUAGAAGAUAAGGUGAGUCAGGAUUGCGAAACCCCGGAGGAUAAUCGACCCACCCUGCCAGGUUCAGUCGCGCGGACGAAUGUUUUAAAUAAGGCAAAGGGAGCCAGGCUUAGAUUGAGACAUGGGUGAGACAGCUGGAAUGGAACAUAGGAUUGUUACAAGAUCUGCUGAGUAUAUUGGCUCAUUUCCUGUGGAUGACCGUUGUUUGGAUGAUCAGAUUCAGCAGCUGCACACUCAGCUGAAGUCUUUCAAGAACUGCAAGAGCAAGCGAAUGGUCUCAUUGAGGUUCUCUGUCAAGGGAGUCAAAGUUUAUGAUGAAGAUGAAAUGACGCUCCUCAUGGCUCACGCCAUGUGUCGAGUCUCGCUGUCCACCGCCCGUCCAACUGAUGCCCAGUUUGCCUUUGUCUCCCAUAAUCCUGGAAAUUCUGAAGCCCAGCUCUAUUGCCACCUCUUUAGAGCCAGACAUGCUCGAGCUGCCCAGUUCCUGAACCUGCUGCUUUGCCGCUGUUUUCAACUGUAUUUUCUGGAGAAGCACCCAGAGGAAGCACAGGAUGAGUGUUCAGGGAAGAAACCAACUCGAGCCCCAUCGUUGCUUAAUCAAGGUUUCCCUCUCAGUGUUAGUGCCUUGGUGUCUUUCCGCAGGGCCCCAACUCAAGGCCUGCUACCAGGGGCAAAGGUGUUCUCACAGCCAAGCACGGAGCAAGUCAGCAGUCCUGAAGAAGGCCCCACUUCUUCUCCGACUGUAAUUCGUAAAAAGGCGAUUCGAACUAAAGAGCUGAGCUCUGGAGCAUAUCGCUCUUUUACAUUUACUCCUCUCAAACAGCGGCACCUGCAGGAUAAACUGAGUGCACCACAAGAAAAGGAACGAGCCAGUGCAAAAGCAUGCAAGUCUCGCGCUCCCAGUUUAGCCGAGACAGAAGAAGCUCUGGCUCAAGCAGUGUGGUGCUGGGCUGGCGUGUCUAGCGACUGUAGUUCUUCAUUCCUGGCAGAUGAUGUCUUGGGUGCCUUCCUGCUAUGUCCUCAUCCCAAAAAGCCCAACCGUGGGUCUCUUGUAGUCCGCUUUCCCUCAGGACUGGUAACUCAUGCUAUUAAGAAUUCCAAGGGAAAGUUCCGGCUUGAGAAAUACCACAAUGACUUUGAAAGCCUUGCUGCUUUGAUUGAGCACUACACAGAGUUCAGUGAGGAGCUGGAAUGUUCUCUGAGCUGCGCCCGUGUCAACCACUGCUACAAUUGGGAAGAAAUGGUGAAUAAGAGUUCACGGUUGCUGCAGGACAACAAGAAAGGCACCUUCAAAAACAAAAGUUGGGUUUAAAUCCUGUUUCAUGCAAUUUUUUUUUUUUUUUUUUAAUGCAAUUGUUUUUUAAAAACAUUUUAUACUAUAUUUUAAACUUUACAGAGCUGCUGACAUUAGUAAACCUUCCUAACAAGGAUCUUAAGUCACUGACACAAUUUUUUUUAUAUUUUAAAAGGACACUUCUGUUUUGCCUGUUGGCAAUAACCUCAACCCACCUAAAGCCCUCACAUUGUUGGUGUUUUGGUUUGAAUUUAUUUUCUAGGGAAAUGAGCACUUAGGUUUUUCAUGUAAAUGUCAGCUGUAAAUGUAUAGCUACUCAACAGCUUUUGCAAAAGUGCAGACUAUAUACAUUUUAUGUCCCAGCUAUUAUGGCUUUCAAAUUCUGUAUUAUGUGUUUAUUUUAAUUUUGGACAUUUUUUCUUUCUCCACUCACUUUAUAAGAGAGCUUUUUAGUGAUAACUUGUCCAGUGAAGGAAUUUUUUUUUUUCUUCUUUGCCUGGCUUUGCUCUCGUAAUGUUUUGGAAUUCUUGCACUUCUCACCUUGUAAAUGCGCACAUUUCUGUAAUUAGCUUUGCACCAGUGUAAAUUAAGUGUCUUGCCUCAUUGCAUAAACUGAUUAUACAGUCA
This is a messenger RNA of Carassius auratus (goldfish), 1962 nucleotides long. RefSeq names its product SH2 domain-containing protein 5-like. Lineage: Eukaryota; Metazoa; Chordata; Actinopteri; Cypriniformes; Cyprinidae. The transcript has 10 exons. Gene Ontology annotation, cellular component: postsynaptic density. The record is from RefSeq and is a predicted model, not a curated record. Bases 163 to 1353 code for a protein of 396 amino acids.